This is a messenger RNA of Trichosporon asahii var. asahii CBS 2479, 555 nucleotides long. RefSeq lists its product as uncharacterized. The record is from RefSeq and is a predicted model, not a curated record. The transcript has 4 exons. NCBI's taxonomy places the organism in Eukaryota, Fungi, Basidiomycota, Tremellomycetes, Trichosporonales, Trichosporonaceae. Bases 1 to 555 code for a protein of 184 amino acids.
AUGGGAUCCACGAAGAAGCGACAAGUCAAGCGCGACCCCGACUCGCCACCCGCAGACGAGAAUCCUACCCACGGCGACAAAGAAGUGAAACCCAAUAUUACUGCAAAGAAGGCCAAGGGUCCGCAGCCCUACGCGCCUGGCGCCAAGUCGUCACUCGCCGAGAUGAUCAUCAAGAUUGGUAUCGCUGGCCUGCCUAGCCACGCCGAGGUGUGCGAGAAGCCAGCUCCGCACGCAGCUGGAUCCACGCUGGGGUGUGCGUCGCGAGCUGACCAAGUGCGCCGAGUCGCAGGGUUGAGCCAUGCGGAUGCAAAGGUGACGAGAGCAAUCGUACCGAACAUCAUGAAGCGCGAAGCAGACGCCGAGCCCACCGUUAAGCAAGAAUCGGAACGCAAGAGAAAGGCGCGUGGAGGCGAGCCCUGCGCAGAAGGCGCCAGAGCCGCGCUCGCCCAGAUGAUUAUCGACAUCGGUCUUGCUGGUCUACCUGCCUAUGAUGAGGUCUGCGAGAAGCAACAGCUCAAAAACCAGCUCGAUGCGCGUGCGCCGCGACCUGACUAA